Messenger RNA from Uncinocarpus reesii 1704, 2745 nucleotides. RefSeq lists its product as uncharacterized. NCBI's taxonomy places the organism in Eukaryota, Fungi, Ascomycota, Eurotiomycetes, Onygenales, Onygenaceae. Gene Ontology annotation, biological process: establishment or maintenance of microtubule cytoskeleton polarity; mitotic spindle organization; microtubule polymerization. Gene Ontology annotation, cellular component: kinetochore; centrosome; spindle pole body. The record is from RefSeq and is a predicted model, not a curated record. The transcript has 4 exons. Gene Ontology annotation, molecular function: microtubule plus end polymerase activity; microtubule plus-end binding. The coding region runs from base 1 to 2745 and encodes 914 amino acids.
AUGGCUGAGCAGACUGAGGAUUUCUCCUCGUUACCCUUACCGGACCGGUUUGCUCAUAAGAACUGGAAAGUGAGAAAGGAGGGCUACGAAGAAGCCACCAAGCAGUUCCAAAAGUCUCCAGAUGAAUCCGACCCGGUGUUUCGACCGUUCUUGCAAGAUCCCGGCCUGUGGAAGGGGGCUGUCGCGGAUUCGAACGUUGCCGCCCAACAGGAAGGUCUCGUGGCAUAUUGUGCCUUUCUAAAAUACGCUGGCUUGCAAGCAUGCUCAAGGACACGAAGCAUAACCGCUGUUCCUAUAGUAGAGAAGGGACUUCCUUCCACACGACCUGCCGCGAAGACAAACGCACUGGAAGCGUUACUGCUGUUUAUUGAACUGGACAAACCAGACCUAGUGAUCGAAGACAUCACUGGGACCCUGUCCCACAAGCAACCCAAGGUUAUUGCGGCUGCCUUAUCUGCCCUCACGGCAAUCUACCAUAACUACGGCUGCAAAGUUGUCGACGCUAAGCCAGUGCUAAAGUCACUGCCCAAAGUUUUCGGUCAUGCGGAUAAGAAUGUUAGAGCCGAAGCCCAAAAUUUAACGGUGGAGCUCUACAGAUGGCUGAAAGAGGCAAUGAAACCUCUGUUUUGGGGUGAUCUGAAGCCGGUGCAGCAGCAAGACCUGGAAAAAUUGUUUGAGACUGUGAAGCAAGAACCGGCACCAAAGCAAGAAAGAUUUACACGAGCUCAACAGGAAGCCAUGGCGGCCGCGAGUGCCCAACCCGACGAGCCUGGAGAGGGCGCCGAUGCUGAAGAGGACGUCGCCGAGGGAGAGAUUGAUGCUUUUGAUCUUGCAGAGCCCGUUGAUAUCAUGGCAAAAGUACCCGCUAAUUUUCAUGAAAAUGUAGCAUCAUCAAAGUGGAAAGAUCGUAAGGAUGCUAUAGACGCUCUUUAUGCAGUUGCCAACGUUCCACGAAUCAAAGAAGCGCCGUUUGAUGAAAUUAUGCGAGUACUAGCGAAAUGCAUGAAAGAUGCCAAUAUUAUGGUCGUUACGGUGGCAGCAAACACAAUUGACGUUCUCGCCAAAGGCCUACGCAAGGGAUUCGGGAAAUAUCGACCAGUGAUAAUGGCACCUAUUAUGGAGCGUCUAAAAGAAAAGAAGCAGACUGUUGCAGAUGCUCUUGGGCAGGCACUAGACUCCGUAUUCGCGUCGACGGACCUCUCCGAUUGUUUGGAGGACAUUCUGGAGUUUUUGAAGCACAAGAACCCUCAGGUAAAGCAAGAGACGCUGAAAUUUUUAAUACGCUGCCUCCGCAACACUAGAGAUGUUCCCUCCAAAGCAGAGACAAAAUCAAUAGCUGAAGCCGCUACUAAGCUGCUCACAGAAUCUAGCGAAGUAACCCGUUCCGGUGGUGCUGAGAUCCUGGGCACUUUGAUGAAGAUUAUGGGAGAACGAGCUAUGAACCCCUACCUCGACGGACUCGACGAUAUCAGAAAGACUAAGAUCAAAGAAUUCUUCGACACGGCACAAGUAAAGGCUAAGGAUAGGCCAAAGCCCAUAAUUGGCCCCCCAAAGACUGCACCUGGUCCUGCACCCAAGCGUACGGUUGUCAAGAAGCCAGGUGCAGGUCUCAAAAAGCCUGCUCCCGUUUCAACGGAGCCACCAGCUGAAGAAGCUCGCGCGGCUAUUUUAUCACCCACCCGAGCGAAACCAGCAACCAAAGGAAUUCCUUCGAAGCUCGGAGGUAUACCCAAGUCUAGCGGCCUUGCGACUCCUGGCGCUGGCCUCAAACUUCAAAGAAAACUUGGGGGUCCAGGUGGAGCAGUUCCUCAGCUAUCAUCGCCUCAACGUCGCACAAUAUCUCCGCCAGUGGAAGAGCCUACGCCGGCAGCCCAACCCGCUCCUAGCCAACCCAAGUUUGGAAUCGGACGAGGUCUUGCAGGUCGACCGAUUGCGAAACCUACUGCCCCUGAAUCUGCCCCUCCAUCCAAUCCUGCGUCCAAUCAAGGGCCCCCCGGCUUGUCUGUGAUCGAGCGCGCAGAGUUGGAAGAACUUCGAUUAGAGAAGGAAAGGUUAUCAAAAUUGACAGAAGAUCUGCGCUCAGAACGUGCGAAGCUCAACUCGGAAAUCAACGAAUUGCAGAAUCAAAAUGCACAAUUAAUAGAAGACCAUACCAGAGAUGUUUUGAGCAUAAAAGCUAAAGAGACUCAACUCGUGCGCGCAAGGAGUGACGCUGAAGCAGCUGAACAAACAGUCCAGAAACAGCAACGAGAGAUAGAUCGCUUGAAACGGGAAUUAACAAGGGCGAUGCGAGCGAAUGCGGCGAGCCCACCAGAGCCAUAUACGGAUCAUUUUGGCCUAAAUAUGGGAAUUAACGAAGCCAAUGCUGGGAUAUAUCAGGACGACAACCGCAGAUCAAGCAUACAUAUGGCGCCUAGGUUUGAUGGUGCCCGACCAAGAAGUUACAUUUCAUCUAGCCCGAGCGAGGAAAAGGAAAACAAUGGUUUGACAUCACCUGGUCUGACCUCAAGAUUCGCGAGUCAGCGGAAAUUUAGCCCUCCUGUGGGAUCGACAUAUUCUUCAGGAAGAGGCAGUCCCGCCCGAACCUCGACAAGGGCUGGUGCGACAGGCGCCGACGGGAUAACGUCACAGGGUGAACCGGCUGAGAAUUGGAGGAGAGCGGCCGAAGUUACGAGUCAGUUGAAAGCUAGAAUAGAGCAGAUGAAGGCAAGACAAGGCUUGUCACGACCGCCUCCGUCACAUUGA